This is a messenger RNA of Closterium sp. Yama58-4, 1107 nucleotides long. The record is from the annotation of a GenBank genome assembly. Lineage: Eukaryota; Viridiplantae; Streptophyta; Zygnematophyceae; Desmidiales; Closteriaceae.
AUGGUGGUGGUGCUCGAGCGACAACUCCAUGCGGUGAAGAUCAACGAGGGUGAUGCCGUACAAGGAGCGUUCGAUCAACUCCGGGACCUCUAUGUGAAGCUCUCUGCUGCUGGUGUGGACUACCCUGAGAAAAUCAAGUGCUACAAGGCUCUCUCCCUACUGCUAGAGUCGUGGGGGCCCUUGGUGGUCAACCUUAAUGGCAUGAAGGACUCGUGGUCCCUUGAGUGGAUUCGCGCGCAAGUUCUUCAAGAGGAGUUUCGGAGGAAGGAGCUGACCGCCGCUGCCGGUGAAGGUGGAGGUUCAGCCUACGGAAUCAAGGGCUUCAAGGGGCGUGGCAGCAAGAAAGGCAAGGCCAAGGAAGGUGCUGGAGGGAAGCAGCAUUCGGGAGGGAAGCGUGGCAACAAGGGAGGCAAGCGGUGUGGCGGCAAGUGUUGGUAUUGCCAUGUGGAAGGUCACCCAUGGUUCAAGUGCCGCAAGCUACCUGACGGUUGGAGGCCUGGUCAGCCAUCAAUUGAGGGCUCCAAGGGUGUUCAUGGAGCUAUGGGAGAAGGCAUGGGCAGUGAGGAGGGCGAUGGAGGGAUGAAGAUGGAGAUGUUGGGCACAAAGGUUUUCAAGGCAACUCUGGAUGGGCGCGUGUUGUGGGACCUCCGAGGCGGCAAGGACAUGCACCGGUCCAUGUGGGAGAUACCGGUGCUGCCAUGGAAGGAGGCGGCUGCGCGCUUGGCUGCUGGAGAUGUGAGAGGAGGGCAUGUUAACCACGUGGACAAUGGAGGAGGUGGUGAUGACAGUGGUGGUAGGCUCCUUGGGCAUGAAGGGGCUGCGCUACCAAGUGUAACUCCUAGCACGGAGGUAACGGAGGUGUCACAUGACUUGGGAGGUGCUGAAGGGGAGGCAGCAGAGGUGGAGGGAGUGUUGCAGCAAGAGGAGGCCCCUGUAGCUGAGAGAGGUGAUGCCGAGGAGGAGGUGCAGCAGCCUACACCAUCCCCUACACUUCCACCAAGGCGGACAACCCAAGGGAAGCGUGGUGCUGUCCGUGGUGGAGCUAAGGAAGGUGCAGCCAAGGAGAGGCCCAAGAGAGCUGCUCACCCAAGGGAUUUCCUCAAAUGA